GCGGCAGAGAACCAGUCGUAUAUUCCUACCGACGCGAGACACACUGCAACACACUCGAGCUAAGAGAGCCAUUCACUUUAUUCUCCGCGGUUCUUCGAUCAUAAAGCAUUCUUUUAUUAAUUUCAACGAUUUUAGAAAAUACCGAUCGGCUAUUCCUUUUUAUCGAACUCCGGACGAUCGGUCACGAUUUUGUCCGAUCGAAUAUUCGUCGUACCUUUCAUACCGUAAACCCAAGUACAUGUCAAUCAGGGAUCAAAGUUGCUCUGUGUGUACCUGUAACUGAUUAUCUUAUCAUCACCAAAGAACGAUAAUAUAGUUUUCUUAAAGCGAGGAAGGAGUGCAAUAAGUUUCUGAACACCACUGGACGGCAUCAGGAACAAUGAGGUCUUGCUGUUGGACUUGAGGCAGGAAUCAUUUAGGUUUAGCGAGUUGGAGAAGAGGUGUAACACGAUCGCUGAAAAACUCGCCUGCGGAACGAACGCCGGCGCACGUUUGUGACAAGAAGAGCCAGAUCAUACGCUUUAGGUCGUCGCCAAGGUCUUGGCCAGUAGGAAAUCGCCUCAGUGCCCAAGGAGUGCCCUGAACUAAAGAAGCCCUGAAGAUUAGUCGGGGUAUGAUGGUGCCGACAACCACACAUUCGACUAAUGUUCGGCUGCUGAUAGUUAGCACGCUGCUUGCCGCAGCGGCGUUGAUUGACGCUAAGAAGGCCAGUCGCGACGACGACAUCGAGGAAUCAAGCCGCCCGCCUCCAUGUGACAGUCCGAUCUAUUGUUAUGGCGACAUUCUGCACACCGUGCAAACGAACUCUAUCUACACGGAUUCGAAGACUUUCGUUGAUAUGAAGAUGAGGAAUCCUCAAAACGAGACACUGCUGUUGUUUGAGGCAUUCAUGAAUAGCACCGGACACGCGCCGACGAAGACGGAGAUCGAGAUGUUCGUCAACAACACGUUCGAGGCUGCGGGUUCGGAGUUCGAAGAUUGGGAUCCGUCAGAUUGGACGGAGCACCCUAAGUUCCUCGAUAGUAUUUUGGAUCCUAACUUGAACAAGUUUGCCUCCAGUUUGAACGAGAUAUGGAAACUGUUGGGGAGAAAGAUGAAGGACGAAGUGAGAGAGAACGAAGAUCUUUACUCCAUAAUAUACGUUCCGAACCCGGUAAUUGUGCCCGGUGGAAGAUUCCGAGAAUUUUAUUACUGGGACUCGUACUGGAUCGUCAGAGGUUUGCUUCGUUCCGAAAUGCACACUACCGUCAAGGGAAUGCUGUCGAAUUUCGUCAGCGUAGUGGAAAGAAUAGGCUUUAUACCGAAUGGUGGAAGGGUUUACUACAAGAUGAGAUCACAGCCACCGAUGUUGAUCCCGAUGGUCAAGGCUUACCUGGACGCUACCAAUGACAUCGAUUGGCUCACGGAAAACGUAUGGCUUUUGGAGAAGGAGUUUCAGUUCUGGAUGAAUAAUCAUACCGUGACAUUUGAAAAGGAUGGGACAUCCUACACUAUGGCUCGAUAUUACGAGAUUUCCUCCGGCCCGCGGCCAGAAUCUUACAGAGAGGAUUACGAAUCUGCUGAAUCUUUUCGUACGGAUGCGGAGAAAAAUCUGUUUUACCGAGAGUUGAAAGCCGGCGCUGAGUCCGGUUGGGAUUUUUCCAGCCGUUGGUUUAUCUCCGAAAGUUAUACCAACAAAGGAAAUCUAACCAACAUAAAAACGUCCCACAUUAUUCCGGUAUGUUUGAACUCCAUAUUAUACGGCAACGCAGUUUUGCUAUCCGAGUUCUAUACAAAAGUUGGUAACGCGACGAAAGCCGCAGAAUACGCGAGUAUCGCUGAACAGUGGCAAAAGGCUGUUACGGCCGUUUUGUGGCACGACGAAGUCGGUGCCUGGCUGGACUACGACUUCGUUAACGAGCUGAAACGAGACUAUUUUUACCCCACGAAUAUCGCACCCUUCUGGACCCAUUGUUACGACCCUGCGAACCGCGAGAACCACGUGGCCAAGAUUUUGAAGUACCUGGAAAAGAGCCAAAUCAUGAUUCACUUGGGAGGCAUUCCCGCCACCCUGGAGCACUCCGGUGAACAAUGGGACUACCCGAACGCUUGGGCGCCGUUGCAGUGGAUCAUGAUCAAAUCUUUGAACAACACCGAGGACCCUUGGGCGCAAAGAUUAGCCUACGAAAUCAGCCAGAGAUGGGUGCGAAGCAACUGGUUGGCGUUCAACGAAACCGGUUACAUGUUUGAGAAGUAUGACGCAACCGUCGCAGGGGGUCACGGAGGCGGAGGCGAAUACGAGGUCCAGCUGGGUUUCGGGUGGUCAAAUGGUGCCGCUAUGGAGUUGAUGUACGUAUACGGGGAUAAACUCACCGCCGAGGAUCACUUCACCCCGAACGACGUUUCGAGCUCGGCUUUCGAGCAGCAGGUUGUCGUAUCGACGACCGGUCAGCUACUCACAGGAAUUCUGGUGCUUAUCAUAUCGUUAGCAACAGGAUUCAUAGGGUGAGAAUUCCAUCUGGUUUAACCGUCCUUGUAUACACAAUUCUAGAUAGAUCAUAACUCCAAAGUGUCGAGGGCAGGUUUAGGCUUUCGAUACCAUCGACAAGUUUUGAUAUGCGUAGAAAAUCACUAAUACAUAACUAUAGACAAUAAUAUAACUGACGACGAAAGUCAGGUAAGGGUAGCGGAUGGUGAAUAAUUUAAUCUUUAUAGCAAACCAUUUAAGCCUGUGCUGCAUCAGCGCUAAAAUUCUUGUCAGUCUAAAUGGACAAGGAUUUAGUCACUCCAGAGUUGAACUGUGCCAAUAAUUAUACCAUUUAACCGUAAUUAGCAGGAUAAAAGCGAAAAUGUAACAUGUGAUUUAAUUCUCUGCUGUAAAUUGACAGACAACCUCUUCCAAUUUCCCACUGGCAUCUAACGUUAAUCGUUCCUGAAUGAACCGCAAGUUACUAUUUAAAACAGGUAAAUUGAAAAUUUGCAGCAGAGAAUCGUAUUGGUACAAAGUACAGUAGAUAUUUUAAUUGUAUAUAUAUAUAUAUGUAUAUGCAUAUAUAUACUUUUUUUUAUCACACAGAUCAUCGGUACACCUAUUGCCUGCUUUUAAAUUAUUGCUUGUUGAAGAGCGAGUCAAUUUAUACCUCUGCUGUUACGUAAUUAUAUAUAAGUACGUAUGCCUACUGCACGCAUUACUUUACAUACACAUGUAACUGCUUAACUUACAUAUGGGCCGAAGCAUGAUUACUUUUAUCAUUCAUAAGGAAGUAGGAGACGGACGUCGUGGAGCUUUGCGAAGAUUUUUAAUUUUUUUCCCGCUGCAAAUUUGUACGAGAACCAUAAUUUGUACGGUGGGUCUGCUGGCAUUUUUUAUCUCUUUAACUUCGGCAAAACUUUAUAUUAAUCGCAUCCGCUUGAUAUUAAUUACAGUAUGUCCAAGAUAGAUAUUCUAAUGAUAAACCUCAUGGUUAGUUAAUAUCAAUAAUCAAUUUUUUUUGAGAUACCAGUCACGAUUGAAAACAUAACUAUUUGCAGAAAUGUAAAAGAAAAAAAAAUAUUUCAAAUCUCCGAGUGCAUAGAUUGAAUCGAGUGCGUUAUUAGAGCAUUUAUUUUGCAGUUUUCUCCAAACGUAUUUAUACUUUUCAUGUUAUACGAUACAAACAAUGAUUCAAAGCUUUAUUAAUUGUAGUGUAAUUUUUUUCUGCUGCCGCUUUUUUUUACCAAUUAUUCCAGUCAAGAAAUUACGUCUUAUGCAUAGCUCUGUCAAUUUUGAAAACAUUUUAACAGUUUCAUUAUGAUUUACAUCUCGCUAUGUAUAAUUUAUUUCGUGGCAUUAUACAUACCUUUAAAUACCUCCAAUUAUGUUUAUGCAUACACGUAUAUUUUUGUUCUAAACUAUGAAAAGCAGUUUUUUUUUCAUGUUUCUAAACUUGGUUCUCCUGCGUCACAUUUUGAUUGCUCUUUGCGUUAUUAAACUUUAAAAUAACAGCACGUGGCGUUAUUAUCAUAAUGAAUCUUGUCGUCAGAAUUUAGUACUUAUUGCGCAUACCAGUGAAUAUAUAUAUAUAUAUAUAUAUAUAUAUAUGCAUAUAUUUAUAUGUAAAUCGUCCAUAAUUCGUACAAAUAAUACAAAUAACCAAAAGUUAGAUGUCAGGUGAUUAGGAUGAGAAUUAUUUUAAUAAGUAAUAUUUGGCAUUCCGAUUAACGCUUGCUUUACGCACGUAUCCAACUAUACGGACUUGAUAGAAUGUGGAUAUAAACUUAGGAUGAAAAGAAAGACAACUAAAUCAUUGCUUAUGCAUGUAAAGAACUUCGCCGAUAUAUUUGCUUCAUAACUCAAGCCUUGAGAUUCGUAAAAAUAGUAAUAUUAAAAUCAUAUUAAUUUUGAUAAGAAUAUUCGAGCAAACUUUUUAUCAAGUAUUAGUAAUAAUAUUAAUCGUAACAAUAGCAAUUUUAAUUUUACUAAUAAUAGUAACGAUAGUCUUAAGGAUACGUAUAUUUAUAUAUUUUCUCCUCCCUUGUGCUGUCAAUUCUUCCGUACAUACCUAUUUAUUUUAUUCUUAAACAAAAAAUGUUCUUUUCCUUUCUUUCGCUCGGGCAGUACUGUAGCAUAUUGCAUGUUUAUAGUUGAAAUAUUAUCAAUUCAAGUUGUAUUCAUUUUCUAAUUUCGUAGCGAGAUGUGUAAAACUUAAAAUUUUACUACCUGUACGACGAAUAAUGAAUAUCCAACACCGCAGGUUGUGAAUUAUCUGAGAUAUUAAUAUAUAUUUUAUAUAUCAUGCGAAGUAGAGUGUAGUUAGAAAUUAAAUUAACUUAUUGGGAGUAAUAUGUUCUACUAUGGUAAAUGCAUGGCCGAUGGAUUGUCUGUCUGCGUUCUUAUUAGUUUCAGUGAAGAAAUCACGAAAAGAAAAAUAUUCAGCCUAGUAAAGUAGCAUAAUACAUAUCUUCUUUCUUUUACACUUCAAAUAAAUCUCUCAACGCACUUGUGAGAUAGAA
Messenger RNA from Diprion similis, 4971 nucleotides. RefSeq names its product trehalase. The transcript is spliced from 7 exons. Gene Ontology annotation, biological process: trehalose catabolic process. Gene Ontology annotation, molecular function: alpha,alpha-trehalase activity. Lineage: Eukaryota; Metazoa; Arthropoda; Insecta; Hymenoptera; Diprionidae. The record is from RefSeq and is a predicted model, not a curated record. The coding region runs from base 614 to 2488 and encodes 624 amino acids.